CCUAGCCGCUCCAUACCACCAUCCUACCCCUCUCUUUCUCUCUAAAAACUCUGGAGACUGGAGUGAAGAACCCAGCCCCAAACCUCCUUGGAGCAGCACCCAGCCACCAUCCACUCUUCGUCGCCGAACUCUUCUCCUCGGCAGGAGGGUGCUGUCGUCGCUCAACGUUCCUCUUCUCCUCGCCCUAUUCUCGUCGUCUGCUCGUGGUUGCUCGAUCCUCCUCUGGCGACGUUCCUCCCUCGGCAGAUCUGCUGGGAGCUACUCUCGUCAUCAACGUCUCUGCCCUCGUCAUGAAGCCCGCCUCUUCCCUCAUCAUCAAGCCCGUCUCUGCUCGGAGCUCUUCUCGUCGCCAUCGUGUCUCUCUCUUCAAGCUCUCUGUCUCCCUCCCACGGUUGCUUACUCACAGUAGCAACCCUUGCUUUCACCUUCAUCCUCCGACGGUUGUUCAAGUCCACUGCUCUUCUGACUUUGAGUGUCUGAGAAAAAGUCUGAAGAAAGUUGAGCCCUCUUGAAAGCUGAGCAUUAGCUUGGGAUGAAGCAAAACGUGAGAUUAAGAUUUGAGAGAAAGCAAAGCUGAAAACAUAAGAUCUUGUGACAGAGAUUAAGAUUUGAGAGAAAGCAAAGCUGAAAAAAUAAUAGAGAUCAUUGAUUUUGUGACAGAGAUUAAGAUUUGAGAGAGAAAGCAAAGCUGAAAAAAUAAUAGAGAUGAUUGUCAGAGAUUAAGAUUUGAGAGGAAGCAAAACUGAAACUUGCAUGUGCUUGUUACAUGGUAUGCCCCUCCAAUAAGUUAAAGAGUGAAUUGUGAAUAUAAUUAUAAUCAAUAUAUCAGCUUUCAAGAGGGCUCAACUUUCUUCAGCCUUCUUCUCAGACACCUUGCAAUAAAAAUUUAUAAUCAGCAACCAUCACCAAUACAAACAUGCACAAAUCAAAUACAGUUAACAAUACCAACAACACAUCAACCGGGAUUUAUACAAUUUCUAUCUUAUCAACAAACCAACAACACAUGCAACAUCAGAAAUUUAGAACACAAUCAACAGAAGUUCAGAUGACAAACUCAGAAAUUAAAAUCCAUUACAAUUAGACAAUAAAAUCAGAAAUCAACACAAUUAACAAAAUACCAUCAACAAUCAACCAUAUUAUUUCAAAGAAAAUACCACAAUUUCGGGGCAUCACCAAUGCUAGCCAAGAGCCUUCAAGAACCGGUACGCGGAUUCGAGCCAAUACUCCGGCAACUAGGAGUCUAAUUCACUCUGGGGCUUCAACUCCGGUGAUGCCCCGAAAUGGUGGGAUGGAAAUUGGAAUCUCAUUCUGGCGAGGGUCAUCAAGGAUCAUGGAAUCCUUCUUGCAAGGUGUCUGAGAAGAAGGCUGAAGAUCAUGCAAGGAAGUUGAGCCCUCUUGAAAGCUGAGCAUUGGCUUGGGAUGAAGCAGAAUGUGCCAAGUAUAUGCCCAGGUUCAGGCAUGAAGAGGUGAGGAUUCAAUCAUGUUAUAUGUACGGUGCCAAACUGCCAUUCAACACCACUACCAUUCAAAAAAGCGGUGAAGAGAUUAUACAGCAUUUGGACCUGGGAAAUUCUAAAUAGUAGUAGUUGCAGGAAAGUUGUUACUCCGUUUUCUUCAUUUCCAUUAUGUGAGUACUAGCUCUAAGUGUCCUUGUAAAGUCUAAUCAUCCAAAGGACAAGAUUGGAUUAUAGUUUAUUUAGGCCGAACAAACUUUAACAUUCAAACGCAUGUUUAUUCUAUUAUGGAAACUAAUCGAAAAUAAAAGGAGAGGAGCAUUCUUCCUCUUUCAUUGCGAGAGAACAAAAAAAAGCAGAGAGUGAGAGAACAAAAAAACAGAGAGUGAAUCCCAUGGCUCAUCUCAAAAUGUUUGCAACUUUCCUUUUUUUAUCAUGUGUGUGCGGGUAUUAUCUAAUAAUAAUGAUAGUGAAAUUAGUCACAAAGAAGCUGAGUACUUGUUGAAGUUUAAAGAAGCCGUACACAAUCUUCCCUCUAAUUGGUUCGAUAAUGAUACUGUUAUGUGCGAUUGGGUUGGUGUGGUUUGUGGUUACUUUCCCGCCACUAAUUUUCGAUAUAUAGAAAAGAUCCAGCUCAAUUCAAGGCACCUCAACGGAACAAUUCCUUCGGAUAUUAACAAGUCUCUUGUUAAUUUACGCUAUUUUGAUCUUGGAAACAACUCUCUAAGUGGUCAUUUGCCUUCUUUUUCGAAUCUCUCUUACCUCCAAUAUCUGUAUUUGUCCUACAACAACUUCAUCUCCAUUCCUCACGAUUGCUUAUGUGGUUUAGAAAAUUUGGAACUCUUUGACUUGAGGUACAAUACUAACCUCUCAUCUUGGACUUUUCCCACCAACUUGAACACCAACUCACGCCUUACCAUCAUCAACCUCGAGAAUACAAACCUCAUAGGCUCCUUGCCGGAUAUCUUUGAUUCUUUUCCCGUAUUGCAAAAUUUUGAUCUCUCUGAAAAUAAUCUCACAGGAGUGUUGCCUAAAUCUUUUUCAAAACUAACCAGGUUAACUAUAUUGAAACUCAACCACCCGAAGGAUAAUAAAUUGUCGGGUACAAUUCAAUUUCUUUCCUCUAUGCCACAAUUGUUUCAAGUGAAUCUUGAGGGGAACUCAUUUGAGGGUUCUAUUCCAGACCUAUCCAAUUGCAAACAUUUGAAAUAUCUGUCCCUGGCAAAUAAUAGAUUAACAGGUGUAGUUCUACCUUCUCUGGGAUUGCUCAAUGAAAUCUAUCAAGUUUCGUUGGAAAACAACUGGUUGCAGGGUCCUCUUCCUUUAUUUAAUAAAGUUCGGACUCCAGAAGUAAAUCUUACGUCUAAUGGAUUCUGUUUAGAUCAUCCUGGGCCUUGAAGCUUGGAAUUUCAUUACAUGUGAUGAUAAUGGCAAUAUCAGAACCGUUAAUUUAACAAAUUUGAAUUUGACUGGGUCAAUAUCCCCUUCAUUCAAAAAUUUAACGGAUCUGUGUCAAUUAUAUCUUGGUGGAAACAGACUGAAUGGGUCCAUACCAGAAAGUUUGACAAGCUUACAACAACUCAAGUUUUUGGAUGUGUCCAACAACAAUCUAUCGGGAAAUCUUCCACCAUUUUCAAAAAAGAUCAUGGUCAUUACAACGGGCAAUAUUUUUCUUCAACAGUUUCACUCAUCUAAAAUUUUGCUAUCUUCUGCUUUCAUCAUAGGUACGCUCAUUAUUAUUUCUAUAUUGAAUAAUGGUAAAGUUACAAAAAUAAAAAAGAAAACAAAAUUAACAUGUUAAACUUAUAAAUUUAUACAAAUAAGAGAUUGCAUACAAAAGUAGUAAAGUAUUGGAAAAUAAAAUUUGUCC
Arachis duranensis is the source of this 3324-nucleotide messenger RNA. Its product is annotated as receptor-like kinase TMK4. Gene Ontology annotation, molecular function: protein binding. The record is from RefSeq and is a predicted model, not a curated record. Bases 1890 to 2852 code for a protein of 320 amino acids. NCBI's taxonomy places the organism in Eukaryota, Viridiplantae, Streptophyta, Magnoliopsida, Fabales, Fabaceae. The transcript has 4 exons.